AUGGAAAAUCCCGCGCUUGGGCCUGGGCUUGGAAGCGAUGGUGGGCUGUCGGGCAUUGGGACUGAGACUGGGUUCAUAUCCAUGGACGGCGGAGAAGCCGCCAUACGGGGAGAUGAGAUGAUUAGUGGAGGUGAGGCAGCCGGUGGGGACAUGGCGGGGGGUGCAACCGGAGGUGGGGUUGAUGGACGCGGUGCGGCGGCAGCGGGAAGAGGAGCAGGGGAGGGACCCUUGAGCAAUGGCGGAGGAGGAAAGAGCAAGAAAAGAGAGGGCGAGCACGAGCAUGGCACGUGCGGUCGCCAUAGCUCCAAGAAAGAAGAGAAAGAGAGAUUGAAGCGAGGGAGAAAGGUGGAAGAAGAUGAUUACAUACAAUGGGGAAGAAGAGAGACGCUUUGA
Cucurbita pepo subsp. pepo (vegetable marrow) is the source of this 393-nucleotide messenger RNA. The record is from RefSeq and is a predicted model, not a curated record. NCBI's taxonomy places the organism in Eukaryota, Viridiplantae, Streptophyta, Magnoliopsida, Cucurbitales, Cucurbitaceae.